AUAGAAUGACUAUUAUUCAAUUACGGCUUGUGUUCCUUGUGCUCGGCACUGCUGUGCCCAGUGCUUGGAGCAAUUACUACAUUCCGUACUUGGAUUCAGUACCCAUGCCCAGGCCAAUACCCUUCUCAAUGGCUUCAUAUUCAAAAAUUAUGCCGAUCGCUUCGGGUUCGAGGAGCUCUCAGCAGUGUGGUCAAUGUAAACUGCAAUCAUAUUUUACCGAAAAUGACAUUCAAACUGACGCCAAGCUGAACACGUUGGAAUUGAUCGCCAAGUAUGGCUUUCCGUCAGAGAACCAUAUCAUCCAGACAGCCGACGGCUACAAACUCUCUUUGCAUCGCAUGCCACGGCCAGGAGCCAAGCCUGUCCUCCUCGUCCACGGACUGAUGUCCAGCUCGGCAUGCUGGGUACAGCUCGGGCCGAGCCUCGGCCUGGCCUACCUUCUCUACCUAAAGGGCUUCGACGUCUGGAUGCUGAAUACCAGGGGAAACAUUUACUCACGCGAUCACGUAAGGGGCCGAAUCCCCGACUCAGAGUACUGGGACUUCUCGUAUCACGAGAUCGGAACCCACGAUCUGCCGGCUGCCGUGGAUGCGAUCAUCCAGAAAACGAAUCAGCAGCAGAUCCAGUACAUUGGACACUCUCAGGGCUCCACGGCGUUCUUUGUGAUGAGCAGCGAAAAGCCGCAGUACGCCAACAAGAUUAGCCUCAUGCAGUCGCUGUCCCCAACGGUCUAUCUGGAGCACAACCGUAGUCCUGUGCUCAAGUUUCUGAGUGUCUUCAAUGGUGGGUUUGCGUUGCUGAUCGAACUUCUGGGAGGCCAUCAGAUCUCGCUGACGACGUCACUUAUCAAAAAAUUCAGUAAACACAUCUGCUCGUUGUCAGUAGUGACCAGUCGCAUCUGUGCCAUCUUCGACUUUAUAUUGUGUGGCUUUAACUGGCAGGGCUUCAAUCAGACCCUUUCCCCUAUAAUAGAGGGCCACUCCUCGCAGGGUGCCUCCGCCAAGCAGAUCCUCCAUUACGCCCAGCAGCAAGGUCAGCAGACGUUCCAGCGUUAUGACUACGGCAAAGUCCUGAAUCUUCUCCGUUACAAGGCCGCUUACCCGCCCCAGUAUAACCUAUCGCAGGUGAACAGCAAGGUCCAGCUGUACUCCGGCAGCGGUGACUGGAUAGGAUCCUUUGCAGAUGCCACCAGGCUGCAGAACCUAUUGCCCAACUGCAUUGGGAACACCCAGGUGGCGUCCGAGGGCUUCUCUCACUAUGACUUUACAAUCUCAAAUGACAUCCGUUCCCUUGUCUACGAUCAGGUCAUGGGGCAGUGCCAAAACAAUUAAAGUUUAGAAUUAUUUUUAAACCGAUUAAUAAGAUGGAAUUGAUACAAUAUAUUUGCCAAAAUGUC
Molecule: messenger RNA, 1396 nt
Organism: Drosophila serrata
Lineage: Eukaryota; Metazoa; Arthropoda; Insecta; Diptera; Drosophilidae
Product: lipase 3
Molecular function (GO): hydrolase activity, acting on ester bonds
Source: RefSeq, a predicted model, not a curated record